Messenger RNA from Oppia nitens, 1635 nucleotides. It is a transcript of the gene Ada3, whose product is annotated as transcriptional adapter 3-A-like. Gene Ontology annotation, cellular component: SAGA complex. Gene Ontology annotation, biological process: regulation of transcription by RNA polymerase II. The record is from RefSeq and is a predicted model, not a curated record. Gene Ontology annotation, molecular function: transcription coactivator activity. Lineage: Eukaryota; Metazoa; Arthropoda; Arachnida; Sarcoptiformes; Oppiidae. The coding region runs from base 126 to 1463 and encodes 445 amino acids. The transcript has 6 exons.
GUUGAUAUUAAAUAAAUACAAAACGAGUAAAAUAUGUAAUAAAAUGUCAGCUGUUUUGCCAUUAUUUUCAUUAUUAGCUUAUCUUUGGAUCAAUUAAGUGAUACUUUAUAUAUCAUUGACAUACCAUGAAAGGUAAGGCAAAGAAAGAUAAAGAGUCAACGGAUCCGUCCGAAGACACGACAUGUCCGCUGCAAUUGAUUCAAUUCAAAGCCAUCGACAAACAAAAAGUGUGUCCACGACUGACAUCAGUUGUUGAACGCAAUGAAGAUGAAGGCAUUGGAUCUGAAGAUUUGGAUGCAUUACAGUCUGAGUUGGAAACACUUCUGGUGUCUGUUGUUCAAAGACAACGACUUCUGGAGACAGAAAUGGAAUCACUGGUCAAUUGGAGUGACUCGAAGAAUAAGGACAAACGGUCGCCAACUAAACCGACAGAAGUAUUUGGAAAAAGAAGUAAAUUUUCGGAGGAAAAGCCAAAUAAAAGAUUUAAAGACAACCAAUUGAAUAGCAAUAACAGUAGCGGCAAAUCGAGAUCACAAAAAGCCAAAAAUUUACUCACAAAAAACACAGAAUCGGAAUAUUCAGAGCCUCAGAAAGCAGUGUCCAAAGCAAUUGUCUUCAAGAAUGAUAUUCCCAACCAAUUUUGGCAAUUUGUUGAACCCUACUAUUGUGAGAUCACUUCAGAUAAUAUCAAAUUUCUAAGCGAAGAAAUAAAAUGCUACGAAAACGAAUCGGAAUUUUAUAAAAUACCAAAUUUGGGAAAACAUUAUUCGCUUAAAUGGGACGACACUAACAUAAUUGGACAAAAAGACAAAAAGAAAGGCUUAAGUGCUUCCAAUUGUUCCGGAAGUCGGUCUUCACUCAUACAGUCUACUAAUAAAUCCAAAAAGGGAUCCAAAAAUCACUCAGAACCCGAUAAGACAUCUUUUGGUGCUUUAACACAACGACUCGUCUCGUGUUUAAUAGAAGAGAACCUCUUAAAUGGCGGUCUUAUCGACUCAAAGUCUAUAACAAAUGAUAGCAAACCAUCCAAUGGUAAUCAUAAGACUUUUAAAUCAUUAAAUCUGGGAAAUACUGCUCAACUCGAGAGACUUAUUCGCAAAGAACUAGAAGAACAUGGAAUCAUAAGUCUCGAUGAUAUUCUUAACGGAUCGGAUGCUAGUGGUGGUGAUGAAGAUGAGAUACUACAAGAACUAAAACGUUGUCAAAAAGAAUUGAAAAGUUUAAGUGACAAAAAUCAGAAACAUUUAAAACGUUUGUUAAAUGCAUCUAAAAAAGAGAUGACUAAACAAGAAAUUAGCAAAAAACUAGAUUUGGCUGAUAUGGAAGUCACAGAAGCCUACCGUCGGGUGGUUUCUGCCAAACAAAAGAAGAGACCGCUCACUAAAAAGGAAAAAGACGUGGCUUUCAAAGCCAUUAAAGACAGGGAACAAGUUCUUAAACAAUUACAAAGUCUCUCAAAUUAAUUCAUUCAUUAUUUAUCAUUCAUUUACAAUAAUUAUUUUUUGUCUCAUUUGUAUCGCAUAUUUAUUUACAAAAUAUCAUUUAUUUCUAUUUAUGACAUUUUGUGUAAACCAGAGUUAUUGUAUACAACAAUCUAUAUUUAAAAAUAUUUUUAUAAAACGGAAUAAAUUGUUG